Messenger RNA from Bubalus bubalis (water buffalo), 7360 nucleotides. It is a transcript of the gene ACAD10, whose product is annotated as acyl-CoA dehydrogenase family member 10. The record is from RefSeq and is a predicted model, not a curated record. NCBI's taxonomy places the organism in Eukaryota, Metazoa, Chordata, Mammalia, Artiodactyla, Bovidae. Gene Ontology annotation, molecular function: flavin adenine dinucleotide binding; oxidoreductase activity, acting on the CH-CH group of donors. The transcript is spliced from 21 exons. The coding region runs from base 1610 to 4924 and encodes 1104 amino acids.
GAGAUCCAUCUGGGUCCCCCUCCCGGACUAAUCUCUUUUAACAAAUGUUUACUGAGAGCCCAGGCUCUGUUGCGGCGGUAGAGAUACGUUGGUGAUUAUGGAAUAGACCCUGAUUACCAGUUUCGUGACCUUGAGUUUAAGUUUUGUGUAAACUUAGUAUCUUUGUACAGCUGUGAUGAUGAAAUGAGCCACAAUGAGUACGUGGCUAGAACUGAAGCGUCAUCUUUAGUUGGAAGGAAGAAGGAAGCCAGUGAUGGGAGAGUUGCCGACUUAUCCAUUACCAGGAGUAUGAGGAGGAGAAACUGCUACCCACUCCAGUAUUCUGGCCUGGAGAAUUCCAUGUACUGUAUAGUCCAUCGGGUUGCAAAGUGUCGGACGCGACUGAGCGACUUUCACUUUCAUGACGAGGACAGUGUCCUCAAUGAGAAUGAAAGUCAACCUUUCAGGGCCAGACACCCUUUUCAUCUCUGUUAAGCCCUCACACAGAACAUGUUGACACUUUUUGGAGCCUAUAAAUAAAUUUCUCCUUCUAUCAUUAACUUUGGCCUUGGCAUAAGUAAAACCCAAAAUGCAAAUCAAUCUCUACAUUUUUCAUUUCAGCAUUCAUGCCCCAAUCCAGCAAAUUUCCAAUUACAUAAGAAACACACUGUAUCAUCUUGAACAUUUACUUCCUAAGAAUUCUUUCUUUAGAUUCUUCAUACUUUAUUUAGUCCUUAUGGUGGCACUGAGGUGACUCCCAUCAACAUGCAGGCUGUCUUACCAACCUGUUUUGCUCUAACUGGCUUCUUAGUUUUUUAACCAUAGACAUUACAUGAGAAACUUCAAGAUUUUCAAGUGGAACUGGCUGCGAGUAGAAUUUUUUGUUGUUGUUGUUUUCCCAGGUUUUUAUUUAAGAUCUAUAAAAAAAUUGAAAUAAUAGUACCGUGAUCUCUCAUAUACCUCUCAUCAUGUGCCUUUCACUAAUUAUUAACAUUUUGCCACAUUUAUGUCUAUUCAUGUGAAAAUGUUUAUGUAUCUAUAUAUACAGGUACGUGUUGUGUGUAUGUUAUUUUUUCCCCCUGAACUGGUUGAAAGUAAGUUUAGAAAAGAGGCAGUGAAGAUCAGGAGGUCAUCGCCCUGCUCUGUAGGAGGGAUGAUACUGUGGUGGCAUCGUGAGUGCUAGGAGGAGGUGAGUACAGGGCACCCUGAGAGAGUACAGGAGAGACUGCUCAUCUGCCUCUUCUGGUGGCCAGAAGAGGUUUCAUGAAGGAAGUGACAGGCAAACUACAACCUGAGGGACAAUGGGCAGUUAUCCAGGUAAUGGAUGGAAGGGAGCAUUCAGGCCAGGGCAACAGCCUUACAUGGAAGUGAGUGUCGAGAUCACCCAGGCUAAGGUGAAGUACAAAGGAGAGCUGCUGCCCAGAGCAGAGAAGAAGUUCUCAGAGGGCCUUUUCAGGCGGCUUAAGGAGCUGAGAGUUUAUCUUGAGGACAGUGGAGAGUCACUGGAGAUUUUAAAUGGGGGUAGGACAUGAUCAAAUUUGCAAUUUUGAAUGAAGAGGCAAGGGGACCACUUAGGAGGCUGAUGCAAAGGUCUGUGGGUGAGAUCAUGCAAUGUGAGUGAAGAGAGUAGAUGGAGAGCUUUGGGAGGAAUGACCAGUCACACCGAGCACCAGAAUGGAGGUGUCUUGCUGGAAGACUGAGGUGUUGUCAUGGAGGGCAGAGACACCUUGGCUCCAACAUGUGCCUAAGGCAGCUUCUGCAGUCCUCCUGGCUCCAGCGGGCUUGGCGGGCGGCCUUCCUGAAACACGUCCAGAGCAGGCACCCGGGAGCCUGGAGAUGGACACAUUCUGGAGGCGGCCCCUACAGAGCAGUGAUUUUUGACAUGGGCGGAGUUCUGCUUCCUUCUCCAGGGAGAGUGGCCGCAGAGUGGGAGGUACAGAAUCAUAUCCCUUCUGGAACUAUAGUGAAGGCCUUGAUCUCAGGUGGCGAAAAUGGGCCCUGGAUGAAAUUUAUGAGAGCAGAGAUAACAACAGAAGAUUUCUUACAAGAAUUUGGGAGACUUUGCUCUGAAAUUUCAAAGACCUCCGUGCCUGUGGACUCCUUUUUCUCUCUGCUGACCAGUGAGCGAGUGGCGAAGCAGUUCCCAGUGAUGACUGAGGCCAUAACUCAGAUUCGGGCUAAAGGCCUUCAGACUGCAGUCUUGAGCAAUAAUUUUUAUCUUCCCAAUGGAAAGAGCUUUUUGCCCUUGGACCGGAAACAGUUUGAUGUGGUCGUAGAAUCCUGCCUGGAAGGUGUCUGCAAGCCAGAUCCCAGGAUGUAUAAGCUGUGCUUGGAGCGGCUUGGCCGGCAGCCUUCUGAGUCCAUCUUUCUUGAUGAUCUUGGACCAAAUCUAAAAGCAGCUGCCGGCCUUGGCAUUCACACCAUUAAGGUCGAUGACCCAGAGACUGCAGUAAAGGAAUUGGAAACUCUUUUGGGAUUUCCAUUGAGAAUGCCUGUUCCAAACACUCGCCCUGUGAGAAAGACAAUGGAAAUUCCCAAAGACGCUUUGGAGAAGUACCUCAAAGACUUACUGGGAAUCCAACCCACAGGCCCAUUGGAACUCCUUCAGUUUGAUCAUGGGCAGUCAAAUCCCACCUACUACAUCAAGCUGGCUAACCAUCAGCUAGUUCUGAGGAAGAAACCCCCUGGGACACUCCUUCCAUCCGCGCAUGCAGUAGAGAGGGAGUUCAGGAUAAUGAAAGCUCUGGCAAAUGCUGGAGUCCCUGUCCCCAAAGUUCUUGACCUUUGCGAAGACUCAAGUGUUGUCGGUACCCCCUUCUAUCUGAUGGAAUACUGCCCAGGCCUCAUCUACAAAGACCCCUCUCUGCCAGGCUUGGAGCCCAGUCAGAGGCGGGCCAUCUACACUGCCAUGAACAGAGUCUUGUGCAAGAUUCACAGUGUGGACCUCAAGGCUGCGGGCCUGGAAGACUAUGGGAAGCACGGGGACUAUCUUGCGCGUCAGGUGCAAACAUGGAUCAAGCAGUAUCGAGCCUCAGAAACCAGCACCAUUCCAGCAAUGGAGAGGCUCAUCGAGUGGCUGCCCCUCCACCUUCCCAGGCAGCAGCGGACCACAGUGGUGCACGGGGACUUCAGGCUGGACAACCUGCUAUUCCAUCCGGAAACUGCCGAGGUGCUUGCUGUCCUGGACUGGGAACUUUCUACUUUAGGUGACCCCCUUGCCGAUGUGGCCUACAACUGCCUGGCUCACUACCUGCCAUCCGGUUUUCCCAUUCAGCCAGGGUUGAGUGACUGUGAUUUGACUGAGCUGGGAAUCCCUACUGCAGAGGACUAUUUCAGGAUGUACUGUCUUCACAUGGGGAUCCCUCCUAUUGAGAACUGGAACUUCUACAUGGCUUUCUCCUUCUUCCGCAUCGCUGCAAUCCUGCAGGGAGUCUACAAGCGUUCACUCACAGGGCAAGCAAGCUCGGCAACUGCAAAACAAACUGGGAAGCUGACAGAAUUUAUGUCUAACCUGGCAUGGGAUUUUGCAAUCAAAGAGGGGUUCCAGAUUUUUAAGAAAAUGCCGGCCACCAAGCCAUUAAUGAGGUCCCACCACACAUGGUCUCUGCUGAGGACCCCAGGCACGAGGAGUUAUGUCACCUCCACAGACUCUUCUCCAGCUCAUGCCUCAAAGGGAGCUCUGAUCUUCUCUCCAGAAGGCCUUCCCCCCCGAGUCAGGGAGCUAUAUCAGCAGCUGAAGGAGUUUAUGGAACAACAUGUGUACCCCGCUGAGCCGGAGCUACAGCGUCACCAGGUCUCGGCUGAGAGGUGGACCCCCUCCCCGCUGGUCGAAGAUCUCAAGGAGAAAGCCAAGGCCGAAGGACUUUGGAACCUUUUCCUACCCCUGGAGACUGAUCCCAAGAAGAAAUAUGGAGCAGGGCUGACCAACAUGGAGUACGCACAUUUGUGUGAGGUCAUGGGCACGUCUCUGUAUGCUCCCGAGAUUUUUAACUGUUCUGCCCCAGACACGGGGAACAUGGAGCUUCUGGUUCAAUACGGCACCGAGGAGCAGAAGGCCCGCUGGUUGAUUCCAUUGCUGGAGGGAAAGGCUCGUUCCUGUUUCGCUAUGACUGAGCCCCAGGUCGCCUCCUCAGAUGCCACCAACAUUGAGUCUUCCAUCCGAGAGGAAGAUGGCUUCUACGUCAUCAACGGUCACAAGUGGUGGAUCACAGGCAUCCUGGAUCCUCGCUGCCAGCUCUGCGUGUUUAUGGGAAAAACAGACCCACAUGCCCCACGCCACCAGCAGCAGUCCAUACUCUUGGUUCCCAUGGAUACCCCAGGGAUAAAAAUCAUCCAGCCACUGACGGUGUAUGGGCUGGAGGACGCACCAGGUGGCCACGGUGAAGUCCUGUUCGAGCAGGUCCGUGUGCCCAAAGAGAACAUCAUCCUGGGCCCUGGCCGGGGCUUUGAGAUCGCCCAGGGCCGACUGGGUCCCGGCAGGAUCCAUCACUGCAUGCGGCUGAUUGGCUGCUCGGAGAGGGCGCUGGCGCUCAUGAAGGCCCGAGGCAGUCCAUGCCUCCUGUCCUGUCUCCUGUGUCCACAGGCGAAGUCCCGCGUGGCCUUUGGGAAGCCCCUUGUAGAGCAGGGCACGGUCCUGGCAGACAUUGCCCUGUCCCGUGUGGAGAUCGAGCAGGCCCGGCUGCUGGUGCUGAAAGCUGCCCACGUCAUGGAUGUGGCGGGAAAUAAGGCUGCAGCUCUGGAUAUUGCCAUGAUUAAAAUGGUGGCCCCAUCCAUGGCUUCCCGAGUGAUUGAUCGUGCUAUUCAGGCCUUUGGAGCAGCAGGGCUGAGCAGCAACUACCCACUGGCUCAGUUCUUCGCUGGGGCCCGAGCCCUGCGCUUUGCUGAUGGCCCUGAUGAGGUGCACCGAGCAGCAGUCGCCAAGAUGGAGCUGAAGCACUGCAGUUAGACCCGCAGGAGCCAGAUCGUCCCCACUAGGCUUGUUGUGCCCAAAUGUUUAAAUGAUGUGCUUUGAAAGGCCUGGUGUGUGUGCUCCGUGCACCCCUCCCGGCAGCUCUGUCCUGGGACCCUUGUGAAGUUGGCCUUGGUGGGUCCCCACAGAACACACUUCUGUAAGAAGCCUGGAGUUGCCUGUUUCAGGCAAGGAGGAAGAGGAGUAACCAAGAGCUGAGUGGGUUUUGGCACAGAGCCUGAAGAGCUGGUCUUCAGGCCAGGAGCUGGAUGGGCAGCCGGGCCCCUUCUCUCUGGCUGCGGUGUGCAAAGGCUGUGGGCAUCUGCAUGAGUAUUAGGAGACCUGCUGGGCCUGUGGUUGCUCCCAGGGCCUGCUGCUCUGGCCCUCCCCACCCCUUCUCUCAGCUGAUGGCUGCAGCCUACAAACCUGGGGUAGGAGAACUCCUGGGAAAAAGGAAUGAAACCCAAAUCAUGAAGCCACCGCCAUCUGAUUUUCUUUGAAUAUCCAAAACACAGAACACUGAAAUGUUAAUUUAGAAAGAAACUUUGGAGACAUGAAAGAAUAAGAAUGUAUACUAAAGAGACAUCAUGAAUGCUCUAUAUCGUAUAAAAAGAAUGGAGAAUGAAGGCUAUCACUUCAACCCUUGUUUCAGUAAUGUCAGUUACCUCUGCAUAUUUGAGUUUACACAAGGUCCUGCCCAGUGCAUCAGCCUCCCUGUACGCACGGAGGGCAAAGACGCAGUGACCCAUAGUAGGUCCCAAACCAGCCACCUCAAUGCUACUCAUCUAAAGGUCAGCAAAAGACCAUGGCAUUCUGGUGUGUGAGGGCCAUCCUCCAUCGCCUCUGUAGUCAGAAUAUUUGUGGGGAGAGGAGGUGGUGGGAAAUAUGCCAUUACAAUCCAGAGAGCAGUACUUUUCCUACAGAGAUAGGUGGACAUACUUGCUCACUUGAGGUCUGAGUUCAAGGAAUGGGUGCCCAUGAGCCCAGGCAGUGGGUGGAGAUAAGCCACUGGCUCUUAGGGCCUGGUCUGCUAAUCUCAUGAUCUGGGAUAAUGUGGCCAACAGCUGCCCGUUUCAGGUCAGACCACAUGGGCAGGGAUCACCCUUUACUGUCUGCUGCCUUGCAGACCUGGCCCUCUCAAGGAACUGCUUUACCAGAGAGAACACCCACCUGAUGCUACAACCGCAUGCCUUCAGGGUACUGGGGAGUCAUGGGGGCUUGUGAAAAUGCUCCUCAGAUGUCCUUGCCUCAGUGGUCUGGGGAGGCAGGCCCUCCUCUACUGCUUGUUGUUCACAAAGACAGUUAAAUUCAACUCCUCCCCCACAAUGAAUUGCUAUCACACCAGCCGCACUGUCAAACAACCUUUUGAAAACUGUGGCAGGGUUCUAGCAGCCUGAAUUCUUGCUUUGAGUCUUAGUAAGAAGGGGUUUGAAAAAGGAAGUGCUCUGGCAUGUGUAUCACGUGACCUUCAGGUUUCUCUCAUGGACUCUGAAGUUAACCUUGCUUGUUAACUAGUGCAGCUGCAGGGAUGAAAAUGGAAGCUGUGGGGCGAUCGCACGUCUCCCUCAGGUUCUGUGGGGAAAGGGGAAGCCCUGGGUGGGACAGUGAGCGUGCUUAAAGGAUGUGACUCACAGAGAUGCGGCCUCCAGCAGCCCCUUAUCCAGGAUCUCCCAUCCUGUGAAAUAAUUCCACUCACCACUGUCAACUGUACCCUUCCUCUUGGUUGGGCACUAGUCUAGGCCUUGGGGAAUGUGCAGGAAAACAAACUGGCCCAGUUGCUGACACCAGGGGGCCCUUGGCCCCUUGACCCCUGGUGCCCUGAAGGCGUGUGGUUAUAACUGCCCCAGGUGGGUGUUCUCUCAGGUAGGGGACGGUGGCGAGUAUCUGAGAUGGUGGUGGGUGAUGUGGGUGCUCUAAUAGGCACUGCUAGGGGGUAGGAGCUGGGGGCUCAAGAAGGGAAAACUUAUUCCAGAAGAGGCAUUUGAGCAAGACCUGCAUGAUAAGAAUGGGCAAGGGUGCUUCAGAAGAAGGAACAGCAGAUGCAGAAGCCCUGCGUGGCAGUCCAGUGUGUCUGGGUGUGGAAUACCAGAAGGUAGAAGGUGCUGGGCCAUGUGAGACCUCGGGGCCUUUGGUGGGGAGUUUGGUGUUGAUUCUAAAUGUGACAAAACAGUAAGUUUAGGUCUUAGCGUGACACUUUGAUUUGAGUUUUUAAAAGCUGCUUCUGCUCUCCGAAGUUCACCAGGAUAAAGAAGGAAUAAAGGAAGAUUAGAGCUGGUUCAAAGUUCCCUAAUGCUGCAGAGGGCUGCAAAAAAAAAAAAAAAAAACCAAAAAGUUAAAAUUUAAAAAAAAAAGAAGGAAAGGUGGAGGAUGAGGGGCAGGGGUCUUAACGAGUUAUGAGCAAAAAAUCUGAAGAAUAAAGGAAAUUUAACCUGG